GCUCUGUGUAAAAUUGACAUUGACGUAUUUCUACUUUUAGUUUCGAUUUUCCAAAAUUUAUUUAAUAGAAAUUAUUUAUUAUAAAGAGAAAACGGAUGUUCGAAAAUGUACCGCUGUGCAAUAUCAGUUUUUCGAAGUAUACGACCAUUAACAAUACCAUAUUAUUGUAAUGCAUCCAGAAUUAUUUCCAACCAGCCGAGAUGUUUCUCUACAUUAAAUUCAAUUAAUACGAUAUCAUCUGGCUUACCAAAUGGAUCUUUGGUAAAUAACAAACAAAUAUUAGAUAUAUCUAAGAAUCUGAUAGUUCCGGUCAGAACUGUCACGAAAUUCAGCCUGAAAAGUGGUAAAAGAAAGACAGUCAAAGCGGUAGUAAAAAGGUUCUUUAGGUUACACUGGGGAGGUUGGAUUAGAACAAAAAUUGGUAGACAUAAGAAAUUAUGGAAAAAAUCACCCCCGCAGAAGAGACGCUUGAGACAACACGUAUUCUGUAAUGGAACUCAAAAUACAUUAUUAGACAAAAUGGUUACUAGAUAUUGGAAAAAACCUAAAUACUAUGUUGAAGAUCCAUAUGCUCCAUACCACACGAGAGAAGAAUUCCCGUACACAAGGAAAAAGCCCAGAGAUAUAUAUUAGAUGUUUGAGUAAAGUUUAUAAUAUAGGAUUCAUUUUGUCUUAGUUUGAUUUAAAUACAUAAAAAAACUUGAAAAUAUAAA
This is a messenger RNA of Nymphalis io (European peacock), 713 nucleotides long. It is a transcript of the gene mRpL35, whose product is annotated as 39S ribosomal protein L35, mitochondrial. Gene Ontology annotation, biological process: translation. Lineage: Eukaryota; Metazoa; Arthropoda; Insecta; Lepidoptera; Nymphalidae. The transcript is spliced from 2 exons. Gene Ontology annotation, cellular component: ribosome; mitochondrion. The record is from RefSeq and is a predicted model, not a curated record. Gene Ontology annotation, molecular function: structural constituent of ribosome. The coding region runs from base 106 to 633 and encodes 175 amino acids.